CGUCACACACUCCUGAGCUUAUCUUCCCCACACGGCAAGAACCUUGUGACACCGUCUCGGCCCUUAGCCCCUUGACGCCCUAUAAAUCCCAUCCUUUCUGCUGUUCACCUGUCCAAAUAACAGCAAGAGAAGAAGGAAGGAACCGAGAGAGAGAGAGGAAAAAGCUACACUUUUGGAGUUCUUGAUUUGUUUGCGAGCGCAUGGGGAUCCACCCGACAUCGCCCAGUACCGGUGGCAGCAGCGGCAAGAAGGACCUCCGGCGGCUGCCGCACGUGUACAGCAAGGUGCUCGAGCUGCCGCUCCCAGCGGACACCGACGUCGCGAUGUUCGAAGGUCCCGACGCCUUCCACUUCGUCGCGGCCGGUGCGCAUGGUGCCACCGGCGUGGUGCGGGUGCGCACCGUGGGGAUCUACCCCGGGGUUGUCAAGGUCGUCGUGCAGGCUGGCGCCGGAGGUAGUGAGGAGGGUGAUGCUGACGACAUGAAGACCGACAGGUGGCGAUCCCGGCUGCCUGAGGCGAGCUGUCCGGCGAUGGCGGUGGCUGGGUACGUCGACGGGCAGCUUGUUGUGACGGUGCCAAAGGGGCGUGGCGGCGGCGAAGGAGAGGUUACCUGGAGGUGCUGCUGUGGCGGAAAGAUGAAUGGAAGGCUGGUGGUUGUCCAGUAGAGCAGUUGUGCAACAGUGUUUGGUCGCUAGUAAGGUCUUACCAUCUUUCUUUUUGGGUAAAGAUGGGUUGUUUAUUCUGCCUGGUUUUAGCAACAGAUCUUUCAUCCUCCUACUGCUUCUUGAGCAUAUGGAAGAAUUCUCUUUGGUUUCCUUGAAAUCAAAUGUAAUUGUACAUAAAACUGUUACUCUGUGAGAUAUCCUUUUCUUGGUGUA
Phragmites australis (common reed) is the source of this 878-nucleotide messenger RNA. RefSeq lists its product as uncharacterized. Bases 201 to 665 code for a protein of 154 amino acids. NCBI's taxonomy places the organism in Eukaryota, Viridiplantae, Streptophyta, Magnoliopsida, Poales, Poaceae. The record is from RefSeq and is a predicted model, not a curated record. The transcript has a single exon.